Messenger RNA from Gossypium raimondii (Peruvian cotton), 1257 nucleotides. RefSeq names its product MADS-box transcription factor 23. The record is from RefSeq and is a predicted model, not a curated record. The transcript is spliced from 7 exons. Bases 228 to 926 code for a protein of 232 amino acids. Lineage: Eukaryota; Viridiplantae; Streptophyta; Magnoliopsida; Malvales; Malvaceae. Gene Ontology annotation, biological process: positive regulation of transcription by RNA polymerase II. Gene Ontology annotation, cellular component: nucleus. Gene Ontology annotation, molecular function: DNA-binding transcription factor activity, RNA polymerase II-specific; RNA polymerase II cis-regulatory region sequence-specific DNA binding; protein dimerization activity.
CUCCUAUCCCGUUCCUCACUUCCUCUCCAAGCGUUUUUUUCAAAAAUAGUUAAAAAUAACCUCCAUUGCAUUUCUCUUAAUUUUUUUUUGGUUUGCUUAAUAGCUUUUCAUUAUUCUUCUCUCUCUUCUAAUCGAACAUCGAGUGUUGAUUUUUCGAUUUUUUCUCAAAAUUUUGUUUGAAUAAUUAGAGAAGAUUAAUUGUUUGAAAGCUGCGGUGAGCUAAAGCUAUGGGGAGAGGGAAAAUAGUGAUAAGGAGGAUCGAUAACUCGACGAGCAGGCAAGUAACUUUUUCGAAACGAAGGAAUGGAUUGCUGAAGAAAGCUAAAGAGCUCGCGAUCUUGUGCGAUGCUGAAGUUGGAGUAAUGAUUUUCUCCAGCACCGGAAAGCUCUACGAUUUCGCUAGCACCAGCAUGAAAUCAGUAAUCGAGCGAUACAACAAAACAAAGGAGGAACAUCAACAACCGGAGAAUCCAACCUCUGAAGUCAAGUUAUGGCAAAGGGAGGCAGCAGUUCUUAGACAACAACUGCAAAACCUGCAAGAAAAUCACAGGCAAAUGAUGGGUGAGGAACUUUCUGGAUUGACCGUAAAAGAUUUACAGAAAUUGGAGAGCCAGUUGGAAAUGAGCCUUCGUGGUGUCCGUAUGAAGAAGGACCAAAUGUUAAUGGAUGAAAUUCAAGAACUGACCAGAAAGGGUAAUCUCAUUCAUCAAGAAAAUGUGGAACUCUAUAAGAAGGUUUACGGAACAAGGGAUGUCAAUGGUGCAAACAAAGAAUUGGUAGUCACAAAUGGUCAAAGCAUUGGGGAGGACGUACAUGUGCCUGUCCAGCUCCAGCUAAGCCAGCCACAGCAGCAAAACUAUGAAACACCAACAAGAGCUACAAAAUUGGGGUAUAUAUUCCUUCAUACAGUAAAUGAAUCUUAUUAAAAAACCAAUUACUUUGCCACAAACUGAUCUCCAGCUUUUUGCAUGGUAACCCAGCAGAUUGCAAUUGCAUUAGCAAAAGAAGAUGCAUUAAAGUGGGCUUGGAUGUCACUCAAUUUGUAUCAACAAAUAGCUCCUGGUUCCAAAAGUUAUGCCUCUCAUAGUAAGAUGUUUUAUGUUAAAACCAUUGAUCAUUCAGCCAAAAGAAAAAUUGGUUUGAAAAUGAUUAAACAAAUGAAAUUUAGCAUGAGUGUGAUGAUAAAAAAAAGCAGCUAGUUAUGUAAAGAUAAAUUAAGUGUAAUAAAGAAAUAUAAUAUGAAGGAGAAACGGACAA